This is a messenger RNA of Elgaria multicarinata webbii, 1144 nucleotides long. It is a transcript of the gene CD9, whose product is annotated as CD9 molecule. Bases 158 to 814 code for a protein of 218 amino acids. Gene Ontology annotation, cellular component: plasma membrane. The transcript has 8 exons. The record is from RefSeq and is a predicted model, not a curated record. Lineage: Eukaryota; Metazoa; Chordata; Lepidosauria; Squamata; Anguidae.
CUGAGUCAGGCGAAGGAGUGGCGCACAACGGGAAAGGCUCCGCUGGCGUGUGGACGGGUAGAACUGGUCUCGUCCUGCCCAACAGAGAAGCCGCCGCCGCCGCCGCCGCCUCGCCCGGAGCCCGUGUGCACCGCGCAGCUUUUCGCGACUUGCAAAGAUGCCCGUCAAAGGAGGCACCAAGUGUAUCAAGUACCUGCUCUUCGGCUUCAACUUCGUCUUUUGGCUUGCAGGAACAGCUGUCCUCGCAAUUGGACUAUGGCUUCGGUUUGAUUCGCAGACAAAAACUAUUUUUGACCAGGACAACAAUCAUACAACAUUCUAUACAGGGGUUUACAUUCUAAUUGGAGCUGGUGCCCUCAUAAUGCUUGUUGGUUUCUUGGGAUGUUGUGGAGCAAUACAGGAGUCCCAAUGCAUGCUUGGCUUGUUUUUUACCUUCCUUCUGUUGAUUUUCGCUCUUGAAGUAGCUGCUGCCAUCUGGGGAUUUGCAAACAAAUCAAAGGUUGUUGAUGAAAUGGAGAAUUUUUAUAAGGCAACUUAUGACAAAAAAAGUGAGCCUUCUGCCAGAGAAACUCUGAAAGCCAUUCAUCAUGCACUAAAUUGCUGUGGCUAUGCGGGAGUCUUAGAAGCGGCGAUUUCAGAAACCUGUCCCAAAGGGGUUACACAGCCAUGCCCUACUGCUAUUAAGGACUUCUUCACUACAAAGCUGAACGUGAUUGGAGCAGUCGGUAUUGGUGUUGGCGUGGUGAUGAUUUUUGGAAUGAUUUUCAGCAUGAUCCUUUGCUGUGCUAUUCGCAGAAACCGAGAAAUGGUCUAAAGCUAUUUCAGCCGCCCCCGCAUCCCCUACCUUCAAGGAAUCUCCAGUUAUUAACUCCAGCAUUCUGAAAGUCAUUUUCUAAAGUUAUAUAUUUGUUUUUUAAAAAUGCUUUGUUUAGUACUGAUGUUAUUCACUUUUGCUUUUUAUGUUUAUAAAAGCUUAAAAGGAGUUUAUUGCUGAAAAGGUACUAUAUUUGUUAAGCUAAAGUCUACAACUUGUAUAUAAGGUUCUUGUCUCUAAAUUGAUGUCUUGCUUUCUUCAAACUUACAAUUGGGAUGUAAUUUAUGUUGGAGAAAAUUUGAUACUUAAUAAAGAUUUAAGACCAUAUAA